This is a messenger RNA of Populus nigra (black poplar), 985 nucleotides long. Its product is annotated as cyclin-U1-1. Bases 200 to 892 code for a protein of 230 amino acids. NCBI's taxonomy places the organism in Eukaryota, Viridiplantae, Streptophyta, Magnoliopsida, Malpighiales, Salicaceae. The transcript has 2 exons. The record is from RefSeq and is a predicted model, not a curated record. Gene Ontology annotation, biological process: regulation of cyclin-dependent protein serine/threonine kinase activity. Gene Ontology annotation, molecular function: protein kinase binding.
GACCCCUUUACCCUACCACCCAAUCCACACCAGCGACAUUCCCACAUCCCACCAUUCAUUUCUCAGAUACCUCCAUCUCUUCUACUUCAUCAAAUCCCAUCACCUCGCACUGGACGUGUCGUCAACGUCCACGUGUCGACAACCCCCCAACUCACAGACUAGAUAAACCCCCCAAAAAUGCUCCAACAACUCUCUUCAAAUGUUAGGCUCUGGCGACCUCACCAGCAACCUCAGCCGGCAGUCAGAGCCGAGCCCGUCUGAGUCAACAACACCAAGAGUCCUAACCAUAUUAUCUCUUGUGAUAGAGAAGCUAGUGGCUAGAAAUGACAAGCUUGUGGAUGACAUGGAUAAAAAGCUAGAUGGGGUGAGCUCUGGUUUGGCUAGGGUCGGGAAGAGCUUGAAUGUGUUCCAUGGUGUGAGGGCUCCUAACAUAAGCAUAGUAAAGUACUUGGAGAGACUUUACAAGUACACAAGCUGUAGCCCAUCGUGUUUUGUGGUCGGAUAUGUUUAUAUAGACAGGCUGACACAUAAGCAUCCUGACUCUCUUGUGAUUUCACUGAAUGUACAUAGGUUGCUUGUUACAAGUGUCAUGGUUGCUUCUAAGAUGCUGGAUGAUGUGCACUAUAACAACGCAUUCUAUGCACGGGUUGGAGGUGUGAGCAAUGCAGAAUUGAACAGGCUUGAAAUGGAAUUCCUUUUCCUCUUGGAUUUUGGGGUUGUGGUCAGUUCUCGAGUCUUUGAGAGCUAUUGCUCGCACUUGGAGAAAGAGAUGAUGAUAAAUGGUGCGUCACAGAGAAUUGAAAGGGCCAUCGUCUCCAAUGCUGUUGAUGAUGUUACAGAGUUAUCAGUUGAAGAUACUCAAAGUUCUUCACCCCCUCAAGGAAUGGACUGACCUGAGUUGCUAUGUGUACAUUUUCUUUUCAUUGGCUUAGUAAUUCAUGUAACUUUGGGCACUUUAUCAUGAACUACGUUCUUGUUUCUUCAA